GCGGCGGCAGCGGCCGGAGGCCGGGGAGGCGGCAUUGGCGGAGCUGGGAGGCGGCCCCGGCGCAGGGCACCUCAUGUGUGGAUCCCGAGCAGCUCCUCCUUCAGGAACAGCAUGAGCCUGGCGGAGCCUGCCGAGAAAUACCUGGAAGUGGAGCAGAUUGGCCAAGGGGCUUUCAGAACCGUUUCUAAAGGACUCGACAGGGCCACAGGAGGAGAGGCGGCCAUAAAGAAAAUGAGUCUCAGAGGGCAGAACAGGGAACGAGCUGUGAAUGAGCUCCUGCUCCUGAAGGACAAGAAGAACCCCAACAUUGUCAACUCUUUGGACAGUUUCCUUGUUGAUGGAGAUCUCUGGCUGGUGAUGGAAUACAUGGAUGGAGGAACUUUGCAGGACAUUCUCAGACAGACACACAUGGCUGAAGGAGAGAUGGUAGCAGUCAGUCAGGAGUGUCUGCAGGGCCUGGAUUUCCUCCAUGGGAACCGGGUGAUCCACAGAGAUCUGAAGAGCUCCAACAUCCUUCUGGGAAUGGACGUCUCUGUCAAGCUGGCUGAUUUUGGCCUCUACGCUCAGCUCAGCCCUGAGCAGGACCAGCGCAGCUCCAUGGUGGGCACUGCUCACUGGAUGGCCCCAGAAGUUGUCACCAGUUCUCCUUAUGGCCCCAAGGUGGACAUCUGGUCCUUUGACAUUGUGACCAUCGAGAUGGUGGAAGGAAAACCUCCUUACUUCAAGGAAACGAGGGCCAUGGCCCGUGCUCUGAUCCAGCAGAACGGGACCCCGCAGCUGCAGGAGCCCAGGCGCCUGUCGGCUCUGCUGCGGGACUUUCUCGAGUGCAGCCUGGAGCCGGACGAGGAGCGGCGCUGCUCUGCCCAGGAGCUGCUGCAGCACCCAUUUUUAUCAUCAGCCAAGCCUCUCUCCAGCCUGACCCCUCUGAUCAUCGCAGCAAAGCAACUGAGGGAGCAGCGGAGGAGAUGAAGCACUGGAGGACAGCUUUUAGUUACAGGAAUUAGUUAGGACAACUAGUUAGUUAUGGUAGUGCUAGUUAUGGUUAUAGUAGUUAGGACAGCCUGUUUGUUAUGGCUCUUAUGACAGCCUGUUUGGUAUGGCAGUUUUUUUGAAUAAAAACUCUCUUAAACCUCAA
Molecule: messenger RNA, 1135 nt
Organism: Vidua macroura (Pin-tailed whydah)
Lineage: Eukaryota; Metazoa; Chordata; Aves; Passeriformes; Viduidae
Product: serine/threonine-protein kinase PAK 3-like
Exons: 10
Coding region: 112-969 (285 amino acids)
Biological process (GO): intracellular signal transduction; protein phosphorylation; regulation of axonogenesis
Cellular component (GO): cytoplasm
Molecular function (GO): ATP binding; protein serine/threonine kinase activity
Source: RefSeq, a predicted model, not a curated record